AUGGGCGGGUGGUCAGCGCUGCUGGGGCUCCUGGGGCUGCUGGGGCUGAGCGGGCCGGCCGGCGCGGCCCCGGGGGGCCGGGCCUACCCGCACAGCCUGCUGCUGGACCGCCGGGGCCGCUACCGGCUCAGCUGGGGCCGGACGGGCAGCCUACUGGACGUGCGGCUGGAGGUGCGGACCGCCGGCUACGUGGGCUUCGGCUUCUCGCCCACCGGGGCCAUGGCCUCGGCCGAUAUGGUCCUGGGAGGAGUGGCCGGGGGCCGGCCCUACCUGCAGGAUUAUUUUACAGAUGCAAAUAGAGAAUUGAAGAGAGAUGAUCAACAGGAUUACCACCUGGAACAUGCCAUGGAAAAUAGUACACAUACAGUAAUUGCUUUUAGCAGAGAACUGCAUACUUGUGACAUAAAUGAUAAGACCAUAACGGAAAGCACUGUCAGAGUGUUAUGGGCCUACCAUCAUGAGGACAUCGGAGAGGCAGGCCCCAAAUACCAUGGGAUUAAUCGAGGGACCAAGAGCCUGCGCUUGUUGAACCCGGAGAAAACAAGUGUAGUGUCGGAGGUCUUGCCAAAUUUUGACUUGACCAAUCAAAACGUGCCGAUCCCAAACAAGAGCACAACAUACUGGUGCCAGAUGUUUAAGAUACCUGUUUUCCAAGAAAAACACCACGUGAUAAAGGUGGAGCCUCAGAUCCAGGAAGGCCAUGAGAGCCUGGUGCACCACAUUCUACUCUAUCAGUGCAGUAGCAGCUUUAAUGAGAGUGUUCUGGAUUACAGUCAUGAAUGCUAUCAUCCCAAUAUGCCAGAUGCCUUUCUGACCUGUGAGACUGUCAUCUUUGCCUGGGCCAUUGGCGGGGAGGGCUUUACGUACCCUCCCCAUGUCGGCUUAUCCCUCGGCACACCGGCAGAUCCUCAAUAUGUUCUUCUGGAAGUCCAUUAUGACAACCCAACAAAUCAGGACGGUUUAAUAGAUAACUCUGGUCUGAGGCUGUUUUACACCACGGAUUUAAGAAAAUAUGAUGCUGGAGUCAUUGAGGCAGGUCUCUGGGUCAGUCUCUUCCACAAUAUCCCACCAGGAAUGCCUGAAUUCAGGUCAGAAGGGCAUUGCACUCUGGAAUGCCUGGAAGAGGCACUGGAAGCUGAAAAGCCAGGUGGCAUUCACGUGUUUGCUGUCCUCCUUCAUGCCCACCUUGCAGGCAAGGGCAUCCGGAUGCGACAUUUUCGCAAAGGGGCAGAACUCAAGCUCCUAGCUUAUGAUGACGAUUUUGACUUUAACUUCCAGGAGUUUCAGUACCUGAAGGAAGAGAGGACUAUUUUGCCGGGGGAUAACUUAAUCACUGAAUGUAAUUACAGCACCAGAGACAGAAGUCGCAUGACUUGGGGUGGUCUGAGCACCAGAAAUGAAAUGUGCCUUUCAUACUUGCUGUAUUACCCAAGAAUCAACCUGACUCGAUGUGCUAGUAUUCCUGACAUUAUGGAGCAACUUCAAUUCAUUGGUGUUAAAGAAAUCUACAGACCAGUCACGACUUGGCCUUUUAUCAUCAAGAGCCCCAAACAAUACAGAAAUCUUUCUUUUAUGGACGCCAUGAACAAAUUUAAAUGGUCGAAAAAAGAAGGCGUCGCCUUCAAUGAACUCGUCCUCCGGCUGCCAGUGAACGUGAGGUGUUCAAAGACAGACAAUGCAGAGUGGUCGAUUCAAGGAAUGACGGCUCUCCCCCCAGAAGUGGAAAGACCAUAUAAACCAGAGUCAUUUGCCUGCCGGUCAUCCUCUCCUUUAUGCAGCACUCCCAUCCUUAAGUUGGGUGUGGUUUGGGGCAUUAUCAGUAGUUUAGUGGCGAGUACCGGGACCUUUGCAUUCUAACUUCCCUGCACUGGGUGAUGCUGUAUGGGCUGGGUCAGGACGCGGUUGCUUGCACUGUUUCUUCCUGUGAUGGCCCAACUGUACAAAUUCAAUUGGAGGGGUGGGCCAUGGUCAAAUUUGAGAAUUUUUAAUAGAGCAAACACUACUGUCCUAUCUCCACUAACCUUCCAGCCCAGAACUAAUCGACCCUGUCUGCUUCCCAUCCAUGGUGUGGGACAGCAUAGGAAGCCGUGACUUGAAACGGGCUGUCCUUGGUUCCUUUACCUUGGCAAGAAGGGACAGGAGUAUAUUCUAACCCUGAGGGCUAAUCCUCAAUUUUCAGGACUUUUGCUUACAUUUCAGCCUCUUUUAUGAUGGUUUAAAUAUCUUUCUGGACUCUUCUACCUUACAUUUUCUCUUUCAUUCUCUUUUAUUUUGGUUUUGAAAUGCCCUUCAUUUUACUUCUCCCUUUUUUUGUGAAUCUCCCCUUACCCAUUUCUCCAUUUGGUCUGUUCUUUGUUCUGAUCUCCUUUUCUCUAUCCUCCAUUGCACUUGCCUUGUUUUUUUUCCCCUGAUAUUCCAUCCAUGAAUUUUUCCAUUCCACCUAAAGGCUUCCCGUUCUGUCCAUUAAUUCUGCAUUCAGAGCACCAGCUUCUUUCAGGACAUCAUCACCCCAGCCAUAACCUCUUGUCCUCUUGCCCUUUCUUCCCCCACAUCCUCUCCAUGCACACCUCCCUCUCCUCCUGAACUGGACUUCCAUCUCCACUCCUGAGGAAGAACUGGCCUGCUGAGAUUUCCGUUAAGCCUCAUGGCCUCCCUGCCCUAGGUCUGAGAAGCACAGGAUUUAUGGUUGACCAGAGGGGUGAAGAAAACCGUCGUCUGAGUGCUACUGUCUAGCAGUUGAGGGGCAUGCUCCACAUUGGGCCUAUAGGUUGGAUAUUGGGACUGCGUGGGAGAGAAGUGGGUGAUAUAUCCAUCUAGAAGGAGAAAAGCUUGGCAUGUGAGUCACCAAGAGCCACCCCUGCUGCAUACUGGCUCAAUCUGAGCCCUGGUUGCCAUUGUAGAUUUAUUUUUUUAUAUAAAUAUAUAUAGUUAAACUAAUUUUGCUAGUUCAUAAUACAACCAAUUACCACUUACACUGACAAAUGUUUAUGGUGUUGAGACUUUGCCAUCCACCAAAAAUAUUCAGCAUCGAUAGCUUUCCAGAAAGUUUUACCACAUCUUACCCUGCCUCAUUUCAAUAUAAAAGUGACUAUUUGGGUAAUGUUAAUAAACUAAAUUUAAUUUAAAA
Molecule: messenger RNA, 3127 nt
Organism: Tachyglossus aculeatus (Australian echidna)
Lineage: Eukaryota; Metazoa; Chordata; Mammalia; Monotremata; Tachyglossidae
Gene: MOXD1
Product: monooxygenase DBH like 1
Biological process (GO): norepinephrine biosynthetic process; octopamine biosynthetic process; dopamine catabolic process
Cellular component (GO): secretory granule membrane
Molecular function (GO): copper ion binding; dopamine beta-monooxygenase activity
Source: RefSeq, a predicted model, not a curated record